AUGGAAAACUGGAGUCAUGACGGUCCACACGCGACGCUGGCUGGGUCUCAAAUAAAGCAAGUGUCACGCAAAGGCUUUAAACCGGCCUCGGAUUUUGUCCUCCCUGAUCCAACGUACCCGACUCGACCUGACGCCAAAAAGAAGUCGCACGCUCGAAAACGGCCUCCUGGCCAUAUCCCUCGCCCCAGAAACGCCUUCAUACUCUUCAGGUGCGACUUCGUGCGCCAAAAGAGGAUCCCAGAGUCAGUUGAGAACGACCACCGUAACAUAUCGCGCAUAAUCGGUAGAAUCUGGAACCAGAUGAGCGAAGAGCAACAGAAGCCCUGGCAGAAGAUGGCAGCGCAGGAGAAAAUUAACCAUCAUAAGAUUUAUCCUGAUUACAGGUUCACGUCGGGUUCUACUAAGAAGAAUCCUAAAAGAGGAGGUGAUUCUCCACGCAAGGGGAAGAGAAAAGCGCCGCCCAAGGAGUUAGAGGAGGUUAGUAACUUGAUGCAGCGCGCCGAGUCUUGUCCCCCCGGUGCUCCCCUCGUGCCCCAGGCCAUCAUCGAAAAUAAUGAGCCUGCAUACGGUGAUCCAUUGGUCACACGAGAUGAUCUCUCGCGAAGACCUAGCUGCGUGAAGCUCUAUCGUUCUGCUCCAUAUGACUUCAAUUCAGAUGGGCAGGCUGUUGGCUACUUCGAGGAUCUCUCCCAUCAGCACUAUUACGCACAGGCGAUGGCGGCUGGUAGUGCAAUCCCGGUGGCCAAUAAACAGGAGGGUACUGGGAUGUCGGACGGAAAUGCGUUGUUUUGUGGCCCUCGGUUAGACGCUGUUCAAUAUGCAAUCCCGGAUAGUACUACUCCUCCUGAGUGGGAGGCCAGCACCCCGCCAUCGGACUUAGAUUCUUUCCACCAGGACGACUAUUCGCGACCUCCCAACAACUCUGUAAAUUUCAAUCAGAGUCACUUCUUACCAGCUUCUGAGGCCUUGUUUAACGACCCGUUCAAUCCUGUUCUGGCAUCUUUGUCGUCUCGAACUUCCCUGCCUCACUACUCUCUUACCGGCGAGAUAUUGAACCCCAUCGCCGCUGGAUUAUACAUACCAAGAUCUGAUCUUCAAGGAGACGAAACCGCCAGCGAGCUCGCGGAUGAUAUGAUCUCUGAAUUCACCCGUAAUUUUCACGGUUCCUCGCGAGGACAGAACGACUUCUAA
This is a messenger RNA of Psilocybe cubensis, 1191 nucleotides long. RefSeq lists its product as uncharacterized. The record is from RefSeq and is a predicted model, not a curated record. The transcript has 3 exons. Gene Ontology annotation, molecular function: RNA polymerase II cis-regulatory region sequence-specific DNA binding; DNA-binding transcription factor activity, RNA polymerase II-specific. NCBI's taxonomy places the organism in Eukaryota, Fungi, Basidiomycota, Agaricomycetes, Agaricales, Agrocybaceae. Bases 1 to 1191 code for a protein of 396 amino acids. Gene Ontology annotation, cellular component: nucleus. Gene Ontology annotation, biological process: regulation of transcription by RNA polymerase II.